UCUCUUACCUGCUUUCACUGACAUCUGAGGUGGGGGGACACAGUGGUGGAUUUUCUAACCAGAAGAAUUGAGAAGCAGGAAGAAAAGAGAAGUUUCCCCUCAGACAGGCUCAGAUAAAUCAACAAGACAAUGCAUUCCUCUCAAGUUUUUCCUGCUCUUCUUUGGAUUUGGUAAUUCUGUAGACUUUAAGUUCUUCAAACGGUCUGAGAAAGAGAGACUGAGCAAGAGAAUGCCCCUUCAGGUCAUACGGAUUUUAUAUAUUUUGUCUUUUUUCUUUUUCCAAGGGGGCUUUAUCAGACUGGGCUCAUGUAAAGAGGAGAUAAAGUCUUCUACAAGGCCAGCCACAAAACCUAUGUCCCCAUCUGACUUUCUGGACAAGCUGAUGGGAAGAACCUCUGGCUAUGACGCUCGCAUCAGACCUAACUUCAAAGGGCCCGCAGUAAAUGUCACCUGUAAUAUUUUCAUCAACAGUUUUGGGUCCAUUACUGAAACAACAAUGGAUUACAGACUUAACGUGUUUCUACGGCAACAGUGGAAUGAUCCUCGAUUGGCCUAUAGUGAAUAUCCUGAUGCAUCACUAGACCUGGACCCUUCUAUGCUGGACUCCAUAUGGAAACCUGAUCUGUUUUUUGCUAAUGAGAAAGGGGCAAACUUCCAUGAAGUCACAACAGACAACAAGCUGCUGAGGAUCUUUCAGAAUGGGAAUGUUCUAUACAGCAUUAGGCUAACACUCAUCCUGUCCUGUCCCAUGGACUUGAAGAAUUUCCCAAUGGAUAUUCAGACCUGUACCAUGCAGCUAGAAAGCUUUGGCUACACCAUGAAUGAUCUGAUCUUUGAGUGGCUUUCUGACAGCCCAGUGCAGGUAGCAGAUGACUUGACUCUUCCCCAGUUUGUACUGAAGGAGGAAAAAGAUCUUGGCCACUGCACCAAACAUUACAACACAGGUAAAUUCACCUGUAUUGAGGUGAAGUUUCACUUAGAGAGACAGAUGGGCUAUUAUCUCAUUCAGAUGUACAUCCCCAGCCUGCUGAUUGUCAUCCUAUCUUGGGUGUCUUUCUGGAUCAACAUGGAUGCCGCCCCUGCUCGAGUGGGCUUGGGUAUUACCACUGUGCUGACCAUGACCACCCAGAGCUCAGGCUCACGAGCCUCUCUACCCAAGGUUUCCUACGUGAAGGCCAUUGACAUCUGGAUGGCUGUCUGUCUGCUCUUUGUGUUUGCGGCACUGUUGGAGUACGCAGCAGUCAACUUUGUCUCAAGGCAACAUAAGGAGUUCAUCAGGCUGCGUAAGAAGCAGCGAAGGAGGAGAAUAGAUCAAGCAAGUGAUCCAGGAAGCAUCGACUUGCUACGGAAAGUGAACGAGCUCCCUGGCAACAGCACAAGCUUCAGCAAACCCAACCAGCACUGCAACACCUGUGUCAGGGAGGAGGAGCUCGUUCGGGAAAGCCGUGGCUUUUACUUCCGUGGGUAUGGAUUGGGUCAUUGCCUACAAUCUAAAGAUGGGACAACUGUGGGAGGUUCCAAUGUAUUCACCCCACCACCCCCAGUGCAAGUGCUGUACGAUGGGGAAGCAGUCCGAAAGCGUUUUGUGGACCAAGCUAAACGGAUUGAUACCAUAUCCAGAGCCGUGUUUCCUCUCAGCUUCCUUAUAUUCAACAUCUUCUACUGGAUCACCUACAAAGUGCUGCGACACGAGGACAUUCAUGCCAACCUGUAAUCAUCUCUCCUGGUUACGGCACUUAUUCAUCUUUACUGCUUCUUUUCUUUACUUUUCUCUUUCUUUGAACCAAAACUGCCUGUCAUAUCCACACUAGAAGUGUAUUUCAAAGGCAUAUUCACGCCAGAAAUGCCAUCAGUGCUAAAACCUUGUGCUCAGGUGAGACUUCUGGAUUUCAAAAAGAAUAUAAAGUGCCCACUCAGACUGACAAGGGGGCUCAUAGAUGCAAAUACUGUUGGGGACCUGGCUCUCCUCUCAUUCACAUCUUAAUUUGAGUGGAUUGCACUAAUAGCCAGUGCUAUUGUCCUCACUUUGUCAGCUCCAUCUGUUGAAUAUCCAAAAUAUUGACUUGAAUUUUACCACAAGGUGCAUCCUUGAAUGAAUGUUUUUAAAAACCUCAAAACAAAUGUGUUUUUACACUUUAAAAUGCCAAACUAAUGGGCUAUGAAGGCAAGGAUUUGGAUUUACUAUUCAUGGGUACAGCUACAGUGGGAUGGUGUACUGUUUUAUUAAUAUGAGAUUAUAAAUAUAUAUGAGUGUAUAAAAUGUACAUAUGCAGAGUUGUUCACAGACUGCACACAGCACAAAUGUGUAUUUCUUUUUGUCUAAAUUUGAAUAAAUGGA
Molecule: messenger RNA, 2338 nt
Organism: Myxocyprinus asiaticus (Chinese sucker)
Lineage: Eukaryota; Metazoa; Chordata; Actinopteri; Cypriniformes; Catostomidae
Product: glycine receptor subunit alpha-4-like
Exons: 10
Coding region: 230-1714 (494 amino acids)
Biological process (GO): chloride transmembrane transport; nervous system process; regulation of membrane potential
Cellular component (GO): synapse; plasma membrane; neuron projection
Molecular function (GO): chloride channel activity; transmitter-gated monoatomic ion channel activity; transmembrane signaling receptor activity
Source: RefSeq, a predicted model, not a curated record